UAAAAUGAAUAACAUAUAAAAUGAAAGAUAUACCCUAUUAAUUCCUACAGCUAAAAAAGUGAGGUUAUAAACUAUAGAGUGACCGAGAGUGGGAGAGAGCUGUCAUGUGGACGUGUCCUAUCGUUUUGUAUAAGCCAACAGUAGCAACAGCAGCAGCUGGACUACUAAGGGUGCAAUUAAUUCAAAUUUCACUGUCGUCCACUACAUGCUGCAAAAGUCAAAUACCCCGAAACGAAUGAUGAUGCGAUGUCAGCGCGACGACGUCGCAUAGGUAUCGAGUCAGGACACGAGCGUUUCAGUAAUCGAGGUUCAAGUGAUCGAGAAAGCUACGAAAAUGAAAAAUUGUUAACGUCAAUUCAACAACAGGAGUUGUUAAUUCCAGCAAUGACGUCGCGUGAUCGUACGCAAGAGUUCGGCAAUGCAAUACGAAGCAUGCAGAAUAGAACCGCCUCAAGGGUAGCGGCCCUUAAGAAUCCAAGACAAGCCAGGCACUUACAGACUUACUCAAAUUUUAUGAUGAUCGCCAAGAACAUUGGCAAAAAUAUAGCCAGCACUUAUUCGAAGCUUGAAAAGCUUGCCUUGCUUGCUAAAAAAAAAUCAAUAUUUGAUGAUAGACAAAUAGAAAUUGAAGAGCUUACAACAAUAAUAAAAACAGAUUUAAGUAGCUUAAAUCAACAAAUCGCUAAAUUACAAGAUUUAGGCAGGCAGCAACGAGAAAAUUAUCAAACUUCAAAAGGUCAUCAUAUUGCAUCACAUUCCUCCUCUGUUGUUGUAGCUUUACAAUCAAAACUUGCCAAUAUGUCCAACCAUUUUAAAAGUGUCUUAGAAGUACGUUCUGAGAAAAUGAGAGAAGAACAAACAAGGAGGGAACAAUUUUCACAUGGUAAUGUUUCAACUAUGUUGCCUCCAAGUGUAGUUUCUGGCAAUCAAGGCUCUUUAUUGCUACAAGAGCAUGAUUCUAAUGCUUCCAUUAGUAUAGAUCUUGAACCUGUUAUGGGACAACUUAGUUUACAAAGGGCUGUGUUUGAUGAUACUGAAUCUUAUGUGCAGUCUCGUGCAGAAACAAUGCAAAAUAUUGAAUCAACUAUUGUUGAAUUAGGUGGAAUUUUUCAGCAGUUAGCACAUAUGGUGAAAGAACAAGAAGAAAUGGUAGAACGGAUAGAUAGUAAUAUUGAGAGUACCGAAAUAAAUGUAGGAGCAGCACAUGCAGAAAUUUUGAAAUAUUUUCAAUCAGUGACCAAUAAUCGAUGGCUUAUGAUUAAAAUUUUUGCAGUUUUAAUAUUUUUCUUUAUAUUUUUUGUUGUUUUCUUAGCAUAAUUGAAGAUUUAUUGAGUAAACUUGAUGGGCAAUAAAAACAGCCCUGUUUUUAAUAAUUAUCUUUUAAUCGUUUUUAUGAAAUAAUGAUAAGGACAUUGAGACUAACAUAACUGUAAAAAAGUUGCUUAAAUAUUUAAAUAUAAAUAUGCGAAAUACUCGCCACAUUAAUGAAUUUUUAGUUGUAAUGUCAUUUUGUACUAUACAAACCUUGUAAAAAAGAAUACACAGUGCAAAAACAAAUGUAUAACUUUC
Molecule: messenger RNA, 1569 nt
Organism: Ceratosolen solmsi marchali
Lineage: Eukaryota; Metazoa; Arthropoda; Insecta; Hymenoptera; Agaonidae
Gene: Syx5
Product: syntaxin 5
Exons: 5
Coding region: 247-1317 (356 amino acids)
Biological process (GO): intracellular protein transport; vesicle fusion; endoplasmic reticulum to Golgi vesicle-mediated transport
Cellular component (GO): endomembrane system; SNARE complex; Golgi membrane
Molecular function (GO): SNAP receptor activity; SNARE binding
Source: RefSeq, a predicted model, not a curated record